Aspergillus sclerotioniger CBS 115572 is the source of this 480-nucleotide messenger RNA. Its product is annotated as RBM8 family RNA-binding protein. The record is from RefSeq and is a predicted model, not a curated record. Lineage: Eukaryota; Fungi; Ascomycota; Eurotiomycetes; Eurotiales; Aspergillaceae. Gene Ontology annotation, cellular component: cytoplasm; exon-exon junction complex; nucleus. Gene Ontology annotation, biological process: RNA splicing. Gene Ontology annotation, molecular function: mRNA binding. The transcript is spliced from 2 exons. The coding region runs from base 1 to 480 and encodes 159 amino acids.
AUGUCCGCAGAAAUGGAAGUCGACCCUCCAGUGGCGCAGGAAGAGGUUCCCGCGCAGUCGGGCAACAGUACCUCUGAUCCGAGAACAGACGCGGGAGCUGUUGCAGUGCGCAGUAUCGAGGGAUGGAUCAUCAUCGCGACCAAUAUCCAUGAAGAGGCGUCCGAGGAGGAUGUGACGGAUCUUUUUGCUGAAUAUGGAGAGAUCAAGAACUUCAACCUGAACCUUGAUCGCCGAACGGGUUAUGUCAAGGGUUACGCGUUGAUCGAGUACUCUACCCUCCCCGAAGCCACAGAAGCCAUCAAAGCCUUGAACGGGUCCAAAUUGCUGGACCAGACAAUCCAGGUCGACUACGCAUUUGUUCGGCCGCCUCCAUCAAACAAGGGAAAGAAUGCUGGACAAAGAGGGGUCCGUGGUGGACGGGGUCGCAGCAGAAGCCGCGAGAGGAGUCGCAGCCCUGGCGCCGAAGAAGCGAGAGAGUAG